AUGCUUUGUCGGUUUUAUACUGGAGAGAAUACCGAUAAUAGUGACAAAGGAGAACACGAAGGCUGUGAAGGCGACGAUUGUGACCCAGGCGACAAUUGGGACCAAGAUGGCGGUAGCGGUGGAGGCGGCGGCGGCGGCGGUGGAUGCAAAAUAGGCCUGCGCUGUGACAUCUGUGUUGGUUUUCAUUGCAUCAAAUUGGUGCCAAUUGUGUCGGCUAUAAAGGAGCCAUGUGUGCGACUUGUGAAGCCAAAGACUGCAACGCAUGUAGCAAGCACAAAACCUGGAACUACCUGCAACUCCCUCCAUUGUCCAAUUCGCUGCGGCUGCGACUGCGGCGGCGAAGACGCUCAAGAGAAAGAGCGUUAUGAGAACAAGAAGGACGAAAUCUGCAUACCGGACAUCUACCAGAGCAUCGCAAACCCAGCGUACCGGAUAACCCAGGUUCGCCAGGUGGUAUAUUUGAUGGCGGAUGCGGCGGAAGCUGCUUCUAGAGGCAACCUAGUCUUUUCCGCGGAAAGAUCCUGCGAACAAUACAGAGGAUUCGUCUCCAAAAGCAGUGUUCACAACACUAUUGAGCUCAACUUCAGCUGGGACGAGCUACACAAAGCUGGACUAAACGUGCUGGCCUAUAUGGUAACAAAGGCGAACUGCAGAGGGAAACUCAAUAGGGGUGAGUUCAAUAAGCAACUCCUACAAAUCAUUGACAGCUGUCAUCAUGACACAAUCGCGGAUAAGCUUGGUAGCAUUUUAACAAACAACUGCUUAUCUUGGCGCAUCGAUCCGGAAAUCAACAAAACUGCGGGGCGCCAUCGUCACCACCUCAGCGACAGCCACGACGGUAGCCAUAUCCUGAUCUACUUAGACCUCGCCUUCCUGCGACCAAGGAGGGCUGUAAACCAAGGCUCGAUAUCUACGCCUCUUCAACGAUUAGACCGAAUGGCAUUUCUUGGUGGAACGCGCGAUACGGCCAACACAGCGUUGCCUACUACAAAGCUUACAACAUAUGCAGCGUGGCGUUUGGAUGGAAGAGCGGAAGUGGGUACCACAAAAGUCGUUGAUGACAUAUGCCAUUACAUUACUUCUAUCGAUCACGAAGAUGCUAGUGAUAGGGAUCAGGUCAGAGAGUUGAAGUACGACAAGUACGCAUCCGCGACUUGCCGAAGAGCGGAUAAGGUUACUGCAAGCGGCCUUACAAAUCACUUUCUUCCUGUAACGUGUACUUAG
This is a messenger RNA of Bipolaris victoriae FI3, 1224 nucleotides long. RefSeq lists its product as hypothetical. The record is from RefSeq and is a predicted model, not a curated record. Bases 1 to 1224 code for a protein of 407 amino acids. NCBI's taxonomy places the organism in Eukaryota, Fungi, Ascomycota, Dothideomycetes, Pleosporales, Pleosporaceae. The transcript is spliced from 4 exons.